Messenger RNA from Pomacea canaliculata, 4045 nucleotides. RefSeq lists its product as uncharacterized. NCBI's taxonomy places the organism in Eukaryota, Metazoa, Mollusca, Gastropoda, Architaenioglossa, Ampullariidae. The coding region runs from base 1 to 2607 and encodes 868 amino acids. Gene Ontology annotation, cellular component: cytoplasm. The record is from RefSeq and is a predicted model, not a curated record. The transcript has 6 exons. Gene Ontology annotation, biological process: protein phosphorylation. Gene Ontology annotation, molecular function: ATP binding; protein serine/threonine kinase activity.
AUGAAGAAAGAAAAGAGUCACUCAGAGGAGUACAUCAUCAGGAAAAAUGAGCAAGCGACGCUGCAGCACAGCAGAGGUCAUCGCCUGCCAAAAGACUCACCCUCGAAGCGCCCAGAAGAGAUUGAAAGGCUGGAAGUCUCCAUAGGUCAGACAGAGCUCGCGGUUAGUUUGGCUACUAGACAUUGCCAGGAUGCUGAAGAAUACAGGACUAUCUCGGGCAGGUCCAGAGGUGGCAACCAGCUCCAGCACCAAAGCAAGAAAGUUAAAUGUAACGACGACGAACCUUUGAGUCUCUCAGAGGAACUCAGAAAUGCCGGCUGGUCACCCGAGCCACAUCUGGAUCUGCUUAAAAACCCGCUUUGCGGCGUGCCCAGCCUCAAUGGAAAUGGUCCAGGUGAGGAUCUGUUGCAGUCAGCACGUCUACGGGAAGAAACCUUUAAGGGUCACUACGACAAAUAUAAAGGCGAAGAAUUCCAGAAUGUUAAUACGAGUGCUAACCCAUCCUCUGUGGUUGACCAUUGCGAGCAUGAACUUCCGGCCGGAUUUUUAAAUAAAAACAUUCACGUAGCUAAAGCUGGUGACCUCUUUGAACAAAGGAGCUCCGGGGACUUCUGUAAAGAUGAGCUGAUCAUGCAGGGCAGUUAUUUCAGUUUUAAUGAAGGGGAAGAUGAAAUAGAUGGGUCUUUGAAUGACCCCGCAGGGAAGUGGAACAUUCUUUCGGAGGGUAACAACAAGGAGACGAGUCUCGUCACUGGCAGCGAAAGUGCAUGCGAUUUUAAUACAACAUGUGCAGAUAAACAUUUUUUGCAGUUUUCUAAAAGCGAAAACAAUGAAGCGCCCGAGUCUGAAAGUCUGUUGCUGCAUCCAACCACUCAGUGGGAUGUUCAUAACAUUAACAACUCUGGAAAUGAUGAAUCUCAAAGUUCAUACUCCCCAACUCCCAGAGGUAAGAAAAACAUUCUUAGAAACUCUCGGCAAAACAAGAUUGAUAAGCUCGGUUGGACCAGAGGAGAGCCCGUAGGUGUGGCAGGAGAUCAAAAUCUAAAUGAGGAAACCAAACUGCUGGAAACUAAAGCUCUGCUGAAGUCUUUCCCUCGCAUUAGAAGCACAGUUCUGCGCAAAAGGAGAAGCUUCGAUUCUACCUAUGAGCCAGGUGAGAUUUUGAAUUGCUCCUCAACUGGUUCUUGCAACUGCUUAGUGCCAUCUAAACACAGUGCAGAGAUUCCAGUGGGCCCUUUCCUACAUGAGCAUAACACCCGAAAUUCAGAAAUCAGCUUGUUGUGUGAAGAAUGUGAGAAGUGGAACUUGGAUCAAGUUGCAGGUGGCCAUGAGGAUAGGGAAGAGAACACACGCAGUUUUCACACUAUUGAGGAUGAAGCAACUGAUGAAGGAGCGCAGGCAGACAGCGAAGUGGAGGCAACUGGUCAUUUUCACAGUGGUCAGGAUGUAGCUGCAAACAUUCCUACAAGUAGUUAUUUCAUGUCCCCUGCUGAUUCUGGUCAAUUUCAUCACACCAACUCUGCUUCACCUCCUGGCACAACAGCCACAUCUUCCUCUCGAGAAACAGCUCCAUCCAGCUCCCAUUCCAUUGCUGUGGAGCCCACAGACAAUAACAAUGGUGCUGUUGCCAUUAGUGAUUCCAUGAUGCAGGCAUAUGGAUACAAUCCAAUGACCGAGUCUCCUUUCACAGCUCGUGGAUACCCUGAGCUUCAGCAAGAUGUCACGUCACUGGACCACAUCAACGUGCCUUUUGUGAAGCGGAAAGCACUGGCUUUUCUGAGGGAUGAGAAGGAAGAGUUUGUGGAAGUGGGCCGUGGAACCUAUGGCUGUGUCUAUCUAGCACAGGCAGCCACACGUCGUGGGACAACCAAAGUGGUAGUCAAGGAUUUCUUCACAGAUUCCACAUCAUGGGACCUUAUUGUUCAUGAAGCCCGAAUGCUCUGCUACCUGCAGGACACAGGGGUCAUACCUCACUUCUAUGGCUUGCUCAAGCGGCGAUCUUCAGCUGAUGACUUUUCACUCAUUCAGCAGUACUUUGGUCAUGGUAAAACCUUACAUACAGUUAUCGUAAACAAAGAGCCUCUGCAACCUCUGGUAUGGCAAGAUAUUGCUUGGCAACUUGCACGUGGACUUUUGCUAAUACAUGAUCGACAUGUGCUUCUGAAUGAUUUAAAGGGGGACAACGUACUGAUUGACUUGCGACGAGAACGUAAAGUCAUCAAGUACAUAGAUGUUGGCAUGGCCACAUUCCGCAAAGGAUUAAACUUCCACCUACCCAAAGAUCAGAUGUCAAAAUUCAACUUCCUUGCCCCUGAGGUACGGGCUGGAGCUUUCACCUCUCCAAUGUCAGACGUGUUCAGUCUGGGUUACCUUCUGGACCAAAUAAACCGCUUGGCACGACUGGAACUCCUCCGCUACCUGAGCAUGGGCUGCAUGGAAAGUGUUCCUGUAGAGCGGCUUCACUUGCCUGAUGUUGUGGAUGCCCUUGAGCUCCAUUCGAAAGCCCUCACGGGGGCAUGCUAUGCUGCCUCUGCAGGCGGAGAACCAUCAUUCAAAGCUGCCUCUGCUUCUCAGAUGGACAAGAAACUCAAAUCUUUGCUGGUCUAGAGGGUGGGAAAAGUGCUUUUCGAUUUAUAGUGCAAUGUAAAAGCAUAUUUGUUUAUGCUCAUUUUGAUGCAGUUGCCUGACUGGCAGUAUGUCCCAGGGUGAAGGUAAGACUUUCCCUGCAUGUUGCCUCUCUGAUGUUAAGAGGAAUGUGGUUAAGGUUUAUGUAUGAAUGUCAGAGUGAGGGAUUAUUAUAACUAAACUAUGAAGCGAACAUUUUAUAAAUGUCACUUAAGUCUUUUAGAUUGACGGGAAAGCAAAAUAUUCUUUGCAUAAGCAAGCAAAUAGUAGGCUAGUUACAUAUUAAAAUACAAUGAAAGCCUGUAAUGAGUUUGAAUGGGUUAAUUAAAUGUAUGAGACCAAAAAAAAAAAAAAGGAUUUGAUACUUUUAUGCACAACAGAUAAUGCAGUCUGGAGUGAAGGGAAAUGAAAACAAGAGUGCAUCUGUUUUACUUGUGACGUUGCUUUCAGUAAGAAAAAAUUUGUUGUAUAGAAAGAAUGUUCAUAGUCUUCUUCUUCUUUUGACUCGCUCAUUUGUGUACGUCAGCAUAAAACAAUACCAGCCACUGUCUCUCAGAUUAAAAUAUGUAAUUAAAAUCAAGUCUUUCAGCUUUAUCCUGCAACCGUUUCUCCUAAUUUCUUUGGUCAAAUAUCAAAUUUAAACGUCAGAAAUAUGGCAUAAUUGUGCAAAAAAAAAAAUAUAGCAGUUGAACCAAAACAGGGGUUUUGGCAUCAUUUUGUGAGACUUUGAUGACAAAUGACUCUUUGACAAAUAUUAGCUGACCAAUUUUAUGAACUGUUCAGAUUUUUUAUGACUGCACACUUUAUGUGCUUAUAUUUUUCUCUCAGUACUGCAGGAAGCAAAACCAAACUUAAUUUGUCAAUUCACAUGUUCAGCAGACAAGCUAUUUGGUUUAAAGUGAUAAUAUGAUAAAAACAGUAAUUCCAACUUUUUUUUUAAAAAAAAGGAGGAAAAAUAAAUUGAGAAAUAUUUUAACAUAAUACAUAACAUGAAACUGAACACAAGAAUCGACUCACAAACAGAAAACCUGCACAGGUUUUAGCAGAAGUGAAUAUUAACUUAAACAGAUACAUUAGAGAAAUUCACUUGAAAACUCCCAAGUGAACAAGUAAAACAGAAAGUAGGAUCAAUUGCUUUAAUAACUGUCUGACCUGGAUACAUGGAUAUUAGAAUCCUACUCUUCAUGUGUCAUGAAGUUAAAAAAAAUAAAACUUAAAUGUUAAAGGCAGCACAUAUAAAAAAACAGCAUUUAGUCGUAGAACUAUCACAUCUGCCUACUAAGGAUUUUCCAUAGUUGCUAUACAGCUACACCCCUGACUAUGGAAAUAUGAAUGUGUUAAAAAAAAAGGGGGAAUUUAGGUUACCAAAACUAUUAUUAAUGAAGCAAUGCUUUUUUUUUUUUUGGGGGGGAGGGAGGGG